Messenger RNA from Mastomys coucha (southern multimammate mouse), 10957 nucleotides. RefSeq names its product WNK lysine deficient protein kinase 1 (gene Wnk1). Gene Ontology annotation, biological process: positive regulation of potassium ion import across plasma membrane; protein phosphorylation; intracellular signal transduction. NCBI's taxonomy places the organism in Eukaryota, Metazoa, Chordata, Mammalia, Rodentia, Muridae. Gene Ontology annotation, molecular function: protein serine/threonine kinase activity; chloride channel inhibitor activity; potassium channel inhibitor activity. Gene Ontology annotation, cellular component: cytoplasm; cytosol. Bases 684 to 8552 code for a protein of 2622 amino acids. The transcript is spliced from 28 exons. The record is from RefSeq and is a predicted model, not a curated record.
CGAGGCUCCGGCCCUCAGCAUCCAGGGAUGGGCGCCGUCUGAGACCGGUCCUCUCUCCGGGGCGCGUGCUGCCCGAGGCGGCGGCCGAGAGACCGGGAACCCGGGCCGCGGCCCUCCUUCCCCUGCGCGGCCCCUCCCACUCCUGUGCCCCGGGCUGCCACCGCCCGGCGUCGGGGCUCGUCCCUCGCGCGCCGAGCCUCCGCCCUCCGGGCCUAUCCCGCCGUGCUCGGCGGGCGGGCGGACGGGCGGGCGGCGGCGGGAGCAGCUCAGCUGUCUUCACUUCGGUCGCAUCCGCUCGCCUGGGAGCCAGUUCCGCGCCCUGCUCCCCAUGACUGCGGCGCUUGUGCUGCCCCAGUCCCACCGGCCUCCGCUCGCUGCAGGAUGGAUGCGGACUGUGCGGCGCUAACCCCCGUGGCUCCGCUCCCUCCUCGCCCGCCGACGAGCCCGCCCCGCGAGCCGCAGCAGCCUCGGUGCCAGCAGCAGCAGCAGCAGCCGCCGCAGCCGGACUCAGUGUCCCGCGUCGCCCUCGGGGCGCCUUGUCAGUGCUGAGUGGGAGUCGUCCGGUGGUUCCGAGCCCGCCGUGGGAGCGCCGCCCAGCACUUCUUGGUGGCUUUCCCGGGCCACCCUCUUCCCUUUUUCAUUCAUAAAUCCGAGCCCGCGUUCUUCACUCCACCGGACCAGCCAUGUCGGAGGGCGCCGCCGAGAAGCAGAGCGGCACUCCGGGCUUCCUUUCGCCUCCGGCGCCCGUCCCCAAGAAUGGCUCAAGCUCCGAUUCUUCCGUGGGCGAGAAACUGGGGGCCACGGCCGCCGACUCGGGAAUUGGCAGGACGGAGGAAUACCGGCGCCGCCGGCACACUAUGGACAAGGACAGUCGUGGGGCGGCCGCCACCACCACCCCCACGGAGCACCGAUUCUUCCGACGAAGCGUUAUCUGCGACUCCAAUGCCACCGCGCUGGAGCUGCCGGGCCUCCCUCUCUCGAUCCCGCAACCUAGUGUCCCCGCGGCGGUGCCUCCGAGUGCUCCACCCGAGCCGCACCGAGAGGAAACUUUGACCGCCACCGUUGCUUCCCAGGUGUCGCAGCAACCCUCGGCUGCUGCCUCCUUUGGGGAACAAGCCGUUGUGGGCUCGGCCACCGCGACUGUCCCCAGCAGUACCGGCAAAGACCGCCCGGUGUCCCAGCCCAGCCCCGUGGGGAGCAAAGAGGAGCCCCCGCCAUCCAGAAGUGGAAGUGGCAGCGGUGGCGCCAGCGCCAAAGAGCCGCAGGAGGAUAGGAGCCAGCAACAGGAUGAUAUCGAAGAGCUGGAGACCAAGGCAGUGGGAAUGUCCAACGACGGUCGCUUUCUCAAAUUUGACAUCGAAAUCGGCAGAGGCUCCUUUAAGACGGUCUACAAAGGUCUGGACACCGAAACCACUGUGGAAGUCGCCUGGUGUGAAUUGCAGGAUCGAAAGUUAACAAAAUCUGAAAGGCAGAGAUUCAAAGAAGAGGCCGAAAUGUUAAAGGGUCUUCAACAUCCCAACAUUGUUCGAUUCUAUGAUUCCUGGGAAUCCACAGUAAAAGGGAAAAAAUGCAUUGUUUUAGUGACUGAACUAAUGACAUCUGGAACACUUAAGACGUAUUUAAAAAGGUUUAAAGUGAUGAAAAUCAAAGUUUUAAGAAGCUGGUGUCGGCAAAUCCUUAAAGGGCUUCAAUUUCUACACACACGAACUCCACCAAUUAUUCACCGGGAUCUUAAAUGUGACAACAUCUUUAUCACUGGCCCUACUGGCUCAGUCAAGAUUGGAGACCUUGGUCUGGCAACUCUAAAGCGGGCUUCUUUUGCCAAGAGUGUGAUAGGCACCCCAGAGUUCAUGGCUCCUGAGAUGUAUGAAGAGAAAUAUGAUGAAUCCGUUGAUGUUUAUGCUUUUGGGAUGUGUAUGCUUGAAAUGGCUACGUCUGAAUAUCCAUACUCAGAGUGCCAAAAUGCUGCGCAGAUCUACCGUCGAGUGACCAGUGGAGUGAAGCCAGCCAGUUUCGACAAAGUAGCAAUUCCUGAAGUGAAGGAAAUUAUUGAAGGAUGUAUCCGACAAAACAAAGAUGAAAGAUAUUCCAUCAAAGACCUUUUGAACCAUGCCUUUUUCCAGGAGGAAACAGGGGUACGGGUAGAAUUAGCAGAAGAAGAUGAUGGAGAAAAGAUAGCUAUUAAAUUAUGGCUGCGUAUUGAAGAUAUUAAGAAAUUAAAGGGGAAAUACAAAGACAAUGAAGCUAUUGAGUUUUCCUUUGACUUGGAGAGGGAUGUACCAGAAGAUGUUGCUCAAGAAAUGGUCGAGUCUGGUUAUGUCUGUGAAGGUGAUCACAAGACCAUGGCUAAAGCUAUCAAAGACAGGGUGUCAUUAAUUAAGAGAAAACGAGAGCAACGGCAGUUGGUUCGAGAAGAGCAAGAAAAAAGAAAACAAGAAGAGAGCAGUUUCAAACAGCAGAAUGAACAACAAACAAGUGUUUCCCAGGCAGGAGUCCAGCAGCUCCCUGCUGCUAGCACUGGCAUACCCACUGCUCCCACCACUUCUGCUUCAGUUUCUACACAAGUAGAGCCUGAAGAACCCGAGGCAGAUCAACAUCAACAGCUGCAGUAUCAGCAACCUAGUAUUUCUGUGUUGUCUGAUGGAACUGUUGACAGUGGUCAAGGAUCAUCUGUAUUCACAGAAUCCAGAGUGAGCAGCCAACAGACUGUCUCGUAUGGUUCCCAACAUGAGCAGGCACAUUCUACUGGCACAGCACCAGGACAUACAGUUUCUAGUCUCCAAGCACAAUCUCAGCCCCAUGGGGUAUAUCCACCCUCAAGUAUGCCUCGUCGUGGCCGUAGCAUGUCGGUUUGUGUUCCCCAUCUUUCUGCUGUCCCCUCUCUAUCCCGCAUCUCUCCCAGUGCUCCUUCCACCCCACCACCAGUGCUGUCUGCACCUCUUUGUCCUUCCCUCCUUCGGACUGCCCCUGAGGAAACUUUUGCCGAAAAACUCUCUAAAGCAUUGGAGAGUGUCCUGCCUAUGCACUCUGCCUCCCAGCGCAAGCACCGACGCUCCAGCCUGCCUUCCCUCUUUGUCAGUACUCCUCAGUCCAUGGCGCAUCCGUGUGGGGGGACCCCAACAUACCCAGAAUCACAGAUAUUUUUCCCAACUAUUCAUGAACGUCCAGUUUCUUUUUCACCACCUCCCACCUGUCCACCGAAAGUAGCCAUUUCCCAACGACGUAAGAGCACCUCCUUCCUGGAAGCCCAAACUCGCCAGUUCCAACCCCUGCUGAGGACUGUUGGCCAAAAUCAUCUUCCACCUGGUGGCAGCCCAUCUAACUGGACACCAGAGGCCAUAGUUAUGUUGGGCACUACAGCCAAUAGAGUAAAUAGAGAGCUAUGUGAGAUGCAGGUCCAACCUGUGUUUGAGCCAACCCAGAUUUACAGUGACUAUAGACCUGGACUAGUACUGGCAGAAGAAGCUCACUAUUUUAUUCCUCAGGAAACAGUAUAUCUAGCUGGGGUGCAUUACCAGGCCCAGGUGGCAGGACAGUAUGAGGGCAUUUCAUACAAGUCACCAGUACUGUCAAGUCCUAUGAAACAGUUAACUGAACAGAAGCCCGUGCCUGGGUGCCCUGCCUCAAGUUCUGUCUUUGAAUUUCCUUCUGGACAGGCUUUCCUGGUAGGACACCUUCAGAAUUUAAGAUUAGAUUCUGGACCAAGUCCAGCAUCACCCCUCUCUAGUAUUUCUGCGCCUAACAGUACAGAUGCUACACAUUUGAAAUUUCACCCUGUCUUUGUACCUCAUUCUGCACCAGCUGUGUUAACUCAUAGCAGUGAGAACAGAAGCAACUGUGUAUUUGAAUUUCAUGCUCAGACACCAAGUUCUACUUCAGGAGAAGGAGGUGGGAUUUUACCUCAACGUGUUUACCGAAAUCGACAGGUUGCAGUGGACUCAAGUCAGGAAGAACUGUCUCCUCAGUCAGUUGGAUUACAUUGCCACCUGCAGCCUGUUACUGAAGAACAGCGUGAUAACCAUGCCCCAGAAUUGACCAUUUCUGUGGUAGAACCCGUGGGACAAAUCUGGCCAGUAGGAAGUCCAGAAUAUUCCAGUGAUUCCUCUCAAAUUACUUCUUCAGAUCUCAGUGAUUUUCAAUCACCUCCCCCUACAGGGGGAACAGCUGCACCUUUUGGCUCUGACGUCUCAUUGCCCUUUAUUCGCCUGCCUCAGACAGUGUUACAAGAAUCCCCACUUUUCUUCUGUUUCCCCCAAGGAACCACAUCUCAGCAGGUCUUAUCUGCUUCAUAUUCUUCAGGAGGAUCUGCACUCCAUCCACAGGCACAGGGGCAGAACCAGGGCCAGCCAUCAAGUAGUUUAGCAGGGGUUCUUUCUUCACAACCUAUCCAACAUCCUCAGCAGCAGGGGAUACAACCAACUGCUCCUCCUCAACAGGCAGUACACUAUUCACUUCCACAGGCAGCAUCUUCCAGUGAAGGUACUACUGCACAGCCAGUGAGUCAGCCUCAAGUAUCAGCUGGAACACAGAGUACUCAGGGAGUCUCUCAGGCUGCUCCUCCAGAACAAACUUCAGUAACACAGUCACAACCUACUCAGUCUGUUCCAUUGGUUUCCUCUGUAGACAGUGCACAUUCAGAUGUUGCUUCUGGUAUGAGUGAUGGCAAUGAGAAUGCUCCAUCAUCCAGUGGGAGGCAUGAAGGGAGGACAACAAAGCGGCAUUAUCGAAAAUCUGUAAGAAGUCGAUCUCGGCAUGAAAAGACUUCUCGCCCGAAACUGAGGAUUUUAAAUGUUUCAAAUAAAGGAGACCGAGUAGUAGAAUGUCAAUUGGAGACUCAUAAUCGGAAAAUGGUUACAUUUAAAUUUGACCUAGAUGGUGACAACCCUGAAGAGAUAGCAACAAUUAUGGUGAACAAUGACUUUAUUCUAGCAAUAGAGAGAGAGUCUUUUGUGGCUCAAGUGCGGGAAAUUAUUGAAAAGGCUGAUGAAAUGUUAAGUGAGGAUGUCAGUGUGGAACCUGAGGGUGACCAGGGAUUGGAAAGCCUGCAAGGAAAGGAUGAUUAUGGCUUUCCAGGUUCUCAGAAAUUGGAAGGAGAGUUCAAGCAACCAAUUGCUGUAUCUUCCUUGCCACAACAAAUAGGUGUUCCUACCAGUUCUUUAACACAAGUUGUUCAUUCUGCUGGAAGACGGUUUAUAGUGAGUCCUGUACCAGAAAGUAGGUUGCGUGAAUCCAAAGUUUUCACCACUGACAUAUCAGAUCCAGUUGUGGCCUCUACAUCUCAGGGCCCUGGAAUGAAUUUAUCUCACUCUGCUUCAUCCCUCAGUCUCCAGCAGGCUUUUUCCGAACUGAAACAUGGUCAGAUGACUGAAGGACCUAAUACAGCACCUCCAAAUUUUAAUCACACAGGACCAACAUUUUCUCCCUUUAUUGCUAACAUUGCUGGUGUCCAAACUGUAGCAGCAUCCACACCAUCAGUAUCAGUCCCUAUAACAAGCAGCCCUCUUAAUGAUAUUUCCACAUCAGUGAUGCAGUCUGAGGCUGUACUACCCACUGAAAAAGGCAUUGUGGGAGUUACUACCAGCACGGGUGUGGUAGCUUCAGUCGGACUCACCACAUUGUCUGAGUCACCAAUACCUUCCAGUGUGGUUUCAAGUUCUACAGUACCUGCAGUUGUCACUGUAUCUACACCAUCCCAGCCAGUUCAGGCUUCCACAUCUGGGAGCAUUGCUUCUAGUACAGGCAGUUUUCCUUCUGGAACAUCUACAGCUACUACAGUGGGUAGUGUGGCAGCCCCAAAUGCUAAGACUCCACCUGUAUUAUUGCAACAGGUAGCAGGCAAUACUGCUGGGGUAGCCAUAGUGACAUCAGUCUCUACUACCACUCCAUUCCUAGGCAUGGCUUCACAGCCAUCCCUUCCACUUAGUAGCAGCACCUCUGCUCCUACUCUAGCUGAAACAGUGGUGGUUAGUGCACACUCACUAGACAAGGCAUCUCACAGUAGUACAGCAGGAUUGGGUUUGUCCUUUUGUGCACCAUCUUCUUCUUCCUCCUCUGGAACAGCUGUGUCUACGUCUGUUUCUCAGCCUGGAAUGGUUCAUCCUUUGGUCAUCUCAUCAGCUGUAGCUUCUACACCUGUCCUCCCCCAAGCAGCAGUACCUACUUCUACACCUUUAUUACCCCAAGUACCUAGUAUCCCACCCUUGGUACAACCUGUUGCUAAUGUGCCUGCUGUACAGCAAACGCUCAUUCAUAGUCAGCCUCAACCAGCUCUGCUUCCCAACCAGCCUCACACACACUGUCCUGAAAUGGACGCUGAUACUCAAUCUAAAGCUCCUGGGAUUGAUGAUAUAAAGACUCUGGAGGAAAAGCUGAGAUCUCUCUUUAGUGAACACAGCUCAUCUGGAACUCAGCAUGCUUCUGUCUCCCUAGAGACACCUUUAGUAGGAGAGACGACUGUCACACCAGGCAUCCCUACCACUGCUGUAGCACCGAGUAAACUCAUGACUUCCACUACAAGUACUUGCUUGCCACCAACCAAUUUACCAUUAGGCUCAGCUGGCAUGCCAGUUAUGCCAGUAGGCACACCUGGGCAGGUUUCUACUCCAGGCACACAUGCUUCAGCCCCAGUCAGCACUGCAGCAGGAGCAAAACCUGGAGCAGCUCCCUCAAAGCCAUCUUUAACUAAGACUGUGGUGCCGCCAGUGGGUACUGAACUUUCAGCUGGUACUGUACCCUGUGAGCAGCUACCACCUUUUCCUGGACCUUCUCUAAUUCAGUCCCAGCAACCACUAGAAGAUCUUGAUGCUCAAUUGAGAAGAACACUUAGUCCAGAGACUAUUACAGUGACAUCUGCAGUUGGUCCUUUGUCUACGAUGUCGUCAACAGCAGUUACAGAAGCAGGGACUCAGCUUCAAAAGGAUGGCACAGAAGGUCAUGUCACAGCAACUAGUUCGGGAGCUGGUGUUGUUACGAUGGGGCGGUUUCAGGUUUCAGUUACAGUGGAUGAUACCCAGAAAGAGCGAAAAAAUAGGUCAGAAGAUACAAAGUCGGUUCAUUUUGAAUCUAGCACAUCAGAGUCAUCAGUUCUUUCAAGUAGUAGUCCAGAGAGCACCCUGGUAAAGCCAGAGCCUAAUGGAAUUACUAUUUCUGGCAUCUCCUUAGAUGUCCCAGACAGCACCCAUAAAGCACCUACCCCAGAAGCAAAGUCAGAAGCAGGGCAGCCUACCAAGGUUGGACGUUUUCAGGUGACAACUACAGCCAACAAAGUGGGUCGUUUCUCUGUUUCAAGAACUGAGGACAAGGUCACAGAGCUCAAAAAAGAGGGACCAGUGACCUCUCCUCCUUUCAGAGAUUCAGAACAAACUGUUAUUCCUGCUGUGAUACCAAAGAAGGAGAAGCCUGAGCUGGCAGAACCUUCCCAUCUGAAUGGGCCAUCUUCAGACCUGGAGGCUGCCUUUCUAAGUAGGGGUACAGAAGAUGGUUCAGGUAGUCCACACUCUCCCCCUCACCUGUGUUCAAAGAGCCUUCCCAUCCAGAAUCUAAGUCAAAGCCUUAGUAAUUCAUUCAACUCCUCUUACAUGAGUAGUGACAAUGAGUCUGACAUUGAAGAUGAAGACUUAAGGUUAGAACUACGACGACUACGAGAAAAACAUCUUAAAGAGAUUCAGGACCUGCAGAGUCGCCAGAAGCAUGAAAUUGAAUCUUUGUAUACUAAACUGGGCAAAGUUCCCCCUGCUGUUAUUAUUCCCCCAGCUGCUCCCCUGUCGGGGAGAAGAAGGAGACCUACUAAAAGCAAAGGCAGCAAGUCUAGUCGCAGCAGCUCAUUGGGCAAUAAAAGCCCACAGCUUUCAGGUAACUUGUCUGGUCAGAGUGGAACUUCAGUCUUACACCCCCAGCAGACUCUCCAUCCCCCAGGCAACAUCCCAGAGACUGGGCACAACCAGCUGUUACAGCCUCUUAAGCCAUCUCCCUCCAGUGACAACCUCUAUUCAGCCUUUACCAGUGAUGGUGCCAUUUCAGUACCAAGCCUUUCUGCUCCAGGUCAAGGGACCAGCAGCACAAAUACCGUUGGAGGAACAGUGAGUAGCCAGGCUGCCCAGGCUCAGCCUCCUGCCAUGACUUCCAGUAGGAAGGGCACGUUCACAGAUGACCUGCAUAAGUUGGUAGACAACUGGGCCCGAGAUGCCAUGAAUCUUUCAGGCAGGAGAGGCAGCAAAGGACACAUGAAUUAUGAGGGCCCUGGAAUGGCAAGGAAGUUCUCUGCUCCUGGGCAGCUGUGCAUUUCCAUGACCUCAAACCUGGGUGGCUCUACCCCCAUCUCUGCAGCAUCUGCUACCUCUCUAGGUCACUUCACCAAGUCCAUGUGCCCCCCACAGCAGUAUGGUUUUCCAGCUGCCCCAUUUGGCACUCAGUGGAGUGGAACAGGUGGUCCAGCACCACAGCCACUUGGCCAGUUCCAACCUGUAGGAACCACAUCCUUGCAAAAUUUCAACAUCAGCAAUUUGCAGAAGUCCAUCAGCAACCCCCCAGGUUCCAACCUACGGACCACCUAGUCAGCAGCAAGGAUGUUAACUGAGUAGAUUUGGGGGCAGGAAAUGGAAUGCUGGGGGGUGGGGGGUGGGGAAGUAGCCUAUAUACUAACUACUAGUGCUGCAUUUAACUGGUUGUUUCUUGCCAGAAGGGAAUGUUUUUAAUACCAUUUUGAGCCCUCAGAAUGGAGAACCACCCUCCUUCUCCAUUUGUUGGAGUUAAAAAAGGAGAAAACAGCUUUCUGGUGGAGGGGCUGCCUGAGACUGCUUUUCUGUUUUUGUACCCACCAGUAAGGCCUAGAGCUAGAAGAGAGCCUUGUUACCAGAAAGCCCCAAGAGCUCAAUGUAAGCCAAACCCGAUAUGUAUCUGUAAGUGGGUAGAGCUCUUUAUUUUACAUGUGCCCCAAAUUCCUUAUUCCCUCAACAAUGCACACCUUAAGACAAAAAGGUUCUCUCCCACUCUGAUCGCUACCCCUAAUUUUUUUCCUUUUACAACCUAGUGAAAAACACCAGGGGACUGGGGUUGCAACCCUUUCUUACAUAGGUCACUAAUGCUUUAAGCAAAAGAUACUAGCAGCUUUGACUGCAGCAUUAGCAAUUAGGGAAGACAAUGACGUUCCCUGCGGACAUGUAACUUUGCCAUCAGUUUUGAUGUGGAAACACUGUGAUAUAUAAAUGUUGUUGGACAACAUUAGUUUUAAGAGUAAAAUUUGAAAGGUUUAAAAGGUUCACAUACACAUACACAAAAGCUAGCUCUGUCCUUUACUUAUUAAGACACUUUAACUUUUCCUUUGUAUUUCCAUUGUAUUAGAUAAAUAAAUGUGAAUGUAAAAUUGUAUAAAUUACUGUACUUGAAUACUUCUGUUCUCCCAGUAUUGCUUGCUGGAUAUUUUAGUGCCUUGGACUUCUAUUGCUUCUGCUGUUAGCAUCAGCUUACCAGACCCCAGGUCACCAAAGGGUAUGUGGGAAGAAAUCUUAGGUCCACAUGACCCCAGCAGUGGGUAUGCCAAAGGGAAGAUGAAAGUGUUUUUGGUUUUGGUUUGGUUUAUUUUUUUUGUUUUGUUUUUGUUUUUGUUUUUGUUUUCAGUUGUUCAACAGUUUUGCCUAGAGCAGGUAUAAGAUGAGCACAGUGAAGUUGGCAUCAGUGGUGGAAAACAAAGUUCUGUUUCAGAAAGAAUGAGGAGGGUUGUGAGCUGUGUGAGAGACAAGGACUGAGAUAUGGGAGACGAGCUUGUUUGACGUAAUGCCUGGCCAGUGAACAAACAAGACCUAGAAGAAAUUAAACAAAAUGAGACAGGAGUGGGCUAGAUUUUAAGUUGGGAAGGAUGACAGUGCCAAGUCACAGAUGGAAAAAUGUUGCUCUAAGGAAACCUGCUUGGUUGCCCCCACCUCGUUGCACAUGUACCACACAUUUCUCUGCUUUAAGUACUGUAUUGUGGGAAUGACCCACUUCUGACUUUCUAAGCAUUGUAGGAAAAAGUGCUUAUUUCCUUUCCUACCCCUGUCCAAAUGGCUGCACAGUCAGAAUCUAUUGUGCUGCCUGUACUUCUCUAUUAGAACUAAUACUCUCACAUUUUCAUACCCAUAUCCCCAAAUAACAGCAACCAACCAGUAUUAUCUAAUUUUCUGGCAAUAGGGACCUAAUUGGUUGUUUGGGAUCUGAAUAUUCUGGAAAAGUGGAGAAAAAAGAACUCAUCAUUUCUUGGGUGCUUCCUCCUUCACCUUGAGUUGGGAACUGACACAUUUCCAACUUUAUGACACAUCCUAGGAGUUGCCACACUAACACGGCUUCUUCCUUUAAGAGUCCUAUUCUUUUUAAGUUGAUUGAGGCCCAAAGAUACAAGCGAGAGCUCAAAGUUUUAGGAGAGGGAAGUGUCAUGAGCAGGGCUUUUGUUUCAGGUCCUGCUACCAAAGUGUUGACUCGUUUAUUCCUUUUGGGAGAGGGUAAAAGGUACUGUGGGAGUGAGGCGGGUUGCAGGAUGACUGAGUGCUUCAUACCAGCAGUAGAGGGAGCCAAAUGCAGCAUGUGGUAUUUGGUUUUAGUCAUUUUGAGGUCUGUUCCCCCUUCACGGAGGUUUACUUACUGUUGAUUCCCCUCCUGUGGAUGAAAAUAACUGAAGCCUAGAGAAACAAGCUAGUGCUACUGAACUGUUUAAAUUAUUUUUGUGUUAAUAGUACACUUUGAGUAUCUUUUUCCACAUUUAAAAAGAACUUUCCGAAUUAUAAAUGUUUUCCUUACGUUAUUUAACAAUGUACACUGUUUAAAACUGAAUUCAAACCUUGGGGUUCUCAGCAGCCGUUAACUGUACAUUUUGCACUAACUCCGGGUGUUGCGCUUCUUGUAAGAUUGCGCUUUGUGCUUCAGUUUGUUACCUUUGUAGACUUAUUUAAUGAAACCAUUCAAAUAAACCAAACUUGCUUUUGUUGAA